Messenger RNA from Lindgomyces ingoldianus, 501 nucleotides. RefSeq lists its product as uncharacterized. NCBI's taxonomy places the organism in Eukaryota, Fungi, Ascomycota, Dothideomycetes, Pleosporales, Lindgomycetaceae. The transcript has 5 exons. The record is from RefSeq and is a predicted model, not a curated record. The coding region runs from base 1 to 501 and encodes 166 amino acids.
AUGGAAUGCAACACUGUCCAUGUCCACGAAAACUGUUUGUUGGUCAGCAGCCUGGAAAUUCCCGAAGAGGUAGCUCGUGGCCUUGAAUCCCAAGUUGCGCAUUCCUUGACGAGGCGUUUCAAUGUUGAUUCGCUCGAAUCAGCGACACACUAUAAGAGUUACUGCGCCGGUGAUCAGGGUGGAGAUGAGCACGACAUAAUCUGGAAUUUUAGGUCUCGGCGACUCAGUUACCGUUCCACAGGCUGGGCCGUCAGGAGGACCAGGUUCAACCACCGUGGUCGCGGCAACAUUGCCGCCUUCCCUCACAUUCUAGCAGAAUUACCCCUGCAGCUUGUUCGGAAACUUGUGCUGCGGCCAUGGGAGUUUAAUUCAUCGAAAAACCGGCUCGCUUUCCAAGGCGACCUAAUUCGUGAACAUUUUACCAGAAGAGCACUUCGCAAUCAGAAUGUCACGAAGUCCAAGUCAUGGAUCUAUGUUGAAAGAGGCAUAACCGAAUUUUAA